GACGCUUGAAGGCAUCCUACGUCACGCAAAUGGCGGACGUUGUAAACAGAGCCAGCAGCUCCUCGGACGCCGAAGAGAAACGUCUGUUUUUAAGAUGAAUAACGUGGAGUGCGAGCGGCUGGACAGUCUGGAGGGCUGGGUGGCCGUCAAAAGCAACUUAUUCGAAGAAACCGAGACGUUUAAGUUGGGCUUCAUCGUACAGUGGAACGUCAUCGAGUGUAAGUUCGCCGUCACCUGCCACAACCGGACGUUACAACGGCAGAAACGCAAAGCCGAAGUUACCGUCGUCGGCGACCCGGAGAUGAGCUGGGCCGGUCUCUUCUCCGUUAACGAUCUGAAACACAUCCAUCAACACUUCACAUGCGUGUCGGACGUCUUGGCGGCCUGCUUCCCGGAUUUGUCCGAGUUCGAAGACGGCAACAUUUGGGACUUGCUCUUCCUGAAUCGGCGGUCCGGUACCGACGACGACGAGGAGAGGGAUUUUGACACACCGUGCAGGAGACUGGAGAAAUAUUUCAGCACCGCCAUCGAUGUCUGCGGACGAAAGAUUGUCCUCGAUACGUUAUUCACCCAGGAUGAGCGGGACGUCGAGGAGUACUUUGAAAAUCUACAGGAGUUCAAAAGGAAGACGAUGCAGGAGGAGAUGUCCAGGGCCAAGGGUCACCUGCGACAGCUGCUGCAGAGUCAUGGCAGUGCAGACCGAAUGGUUGCGCUGCUCAGCAUCUACGAGGAGGAGGAUGAGGCCUACCAGGACCUGGUCACUGUGGCAACCACCUUCUUCCAGUAUCUGCUCCAGCCUUUCAGGGACAUGCGAGAGCUGGCCUGCCUCUAUAAGAUGGAGAUCCUGAAGUCUUUGGAGUUUGAGGACUUGGGUCCUAAGAGAAUUACAGCUCUGGAGAAGGAGGCGGAGGAGUGGAGGACGAAAGCAGAAGACGCAGUCGCCUCAAUUCAGGACAUCACUGUCACCUACUUUGCACAGACUUCAAAGGCUCUUGCUGGUAUGUUAAAGCAGAUGGAAGAAGACAAGCGUCGUUUCGGAGCUGCUGCCUGGGCGUCUGCAGCUCCCAGACUGGAGAAACUACGCUUCCUGUUGGCCAAAGAAACACUGCAGCAUAUGAGAACUACAGAGAUGUGCCUCAACCGCAAGAAAGACGGCAUCAGAGAAAGGUUGGGCAGCUUGUCUGGCAGAGUCAAGAGCCACAGAACUGAUCUGAGGUCUGCUUCUGAGGACGGCCAGCAGCAGGACACAGUGGACCAGCUUGAGCUGCAGUUCUACGAAAUCCAACUAGAACUGUAUGACACAAAGUUUGAGAUCCUGAAGAAUGAGGAGCAGCUGCUGGUGGCUCAGUUAGACACCGUGCGACGGCAGAUUAAAGAGCUGAAGGAAGAGGUGGUGUACUAUGAUGUGUGUGAGGAUCCAGAGGAGCUGCAGAGCUUGUUCCACACAGGUAUUCAACAAGCAGACUCUCCAGCUGUCAGUCAGCUCAAAAGACGCCUACAGACCUUGGAGACCAAAAGAGGCAACAUCUGUGCCCGGCGAGCUUAUCUCCGCAACAAAAAGGAUCAGUGCAUGGAGGCCAAUGAGCAGAAGCAGCAGCCAGCCAAGCAGAGUGCUGUACUCUUCAGCCAGCAUCAUCAGAUCCACUUGAAACGAGAGAAGAGGAAAGAGGAGGAGCAGAGGAGGAAAGAGUGGGUGGACCAGGAGCGAGAGAAGACUCUGAGCAGAUUACGAUCCUUCAGAGAGAAGCGUCAGGGCCAAUACAUCGUGAAGACUCCUCAGUCCAGGAUGUCUCCUUCAGAAGUCCCGUGUCCCUCCCAGCCGCUGUCCAUAAUCAGCUUCGGCCCCUCUCUUGCCUCUGAAGGACCCUCGUCUGUCCAUCCUGCACCCAGACGCAAAAAAACAACCAAGAAACAGCAGCCUAAAGACAUCCCUGUCCAAAUCUAUUCUGCACCGCCACCUCCAGCAACAACCUGCCCUACUGCACCUCCUCCUCCUCCACCACCACCUCCACCUCCACCACCACCACCACUGCCUCCUGCCUUACCACCUCCACCUAUCCAAGCUUCGCCUUCCUCUGAAGACACACCAAUGCCUCUCAGUGAAAACAAGGACCCUCCUUUUCCAGCCAAGAACAUGCUCAAACAAAAUAUUGGAACGAUGGAUGAAGUGUUGGCCUCGUUGCAGCGUGGACAGAUUCAGCUUCGAAAGGCGCCCGCUCCCAGGACAGCGCCCCCUGCUGUGGACCCGAGGAGCAAUCUGAUGUCUGCCAUCCGACAGGGAGUCACCCUGAAGAAGAUGGUUCCUGUACGCGCAGACGAUCUGAACAGUGGAGACAACGAGCUGGAGCGAAGCAUCAAAGCUGCCAUGAUGAGGAUGAAGAAGGUAUCGGCCGACUCUGAUGAGGAGGACAGAGGAGACGACGAGACACAGAGUACAGACUGGGACAGCUGAGAGCACGCACGCACACAUAUACCAAUUAAGCUGUUCUCUUGCAUUACUGCUUUUGUUUUCCGGUUCUGAGCUACAGCCUAUGUUGCGGCCAAAUGUUCACCAAAAAAGCUUCUUCUUUGAUAGGAAUGAUUUAAACAUUGCAGUUUGUUGAAGUUGUCAAACAGAAAUCAUAUUUGUCAAGUAGCCCUGAGAUGUAAUACAUGCAAAACUGCUCAAAUCCAAGUGGUAGAAUCAGGAUUUAGUCUCCUUUUUAAAUCAGUGGGUUUGCUUCAGCACUCAUUAAGAAGAAAAGCCAACCAGUAGUACUGUAGUACAGUGUGUAAAUGAUUGAAUUUCUCCCAACUCGGCAUCUGAAGGCCUUUUGUAAGACUGUCACACAGCAGGGGAAGCCUGUGCUGCAGGCAGACACGACGACACUACACAACAUGCUUAUUUCCGCACACUGCUGAGUGUAAACUCUGCUGACAUAUUAUCUUUUUGAAUGUAAUUUAAAUCUGAGCACUUGUUUUCUUUAACUUGACUUUACCCCAACAAAGGGCUACUGUAGUUUUGUAGUUUUGUUUUUGCAUUUUAUUACUAAACAAAGCAAGAGUUAUGUCCCUGAGGUGCAGCAGUGUUAAUUAUUUACAGCCUACAUGUUUGAGGUCUACGUCAUUGUUUGUGUUACAGGCUGUUUGAUGCACUGUCCUGUCCCUGUUAGUCUUUUUGUGUCAGAAAUGGGUGAAUGUGUUAGGCUUAAUUUAGGUGCAAUUUAUACAUAAAAUGUUAUUUCUUCUACUUUGAAUGCCAUAACCAAUGAAGUGACAAAGAAUGCUAGAGUUGUUUUUAUUAACCAAUACUUCCUUUUAAUUAUUGAAUUACUCAUUCAUGUACACAGUUCUGUCUCUAACAGUAGCUGAAUCGUCAGAGAAGCUUUCUGACAGGUUAUUGUUGAUGUUUAGGGGCAAAACCUUGUUACUUCUGACCUUUGAACCUGUGACACAGAGCACUUAACUUACCUGAACCUUCCAAAAAAAAGACAAUAAUGUAUUAUCUACAAAAAAUAAAAUACCGUAUGGCACACAGCAUUAAAUGGUUAGCAGAAGAGUUUAAAGAUAUGCAACUUAUUCCAGUGCAUUACAGACGAGCUGAUGAUGUCUGAAACUGCUGUUUCAAUAAUAAAAGUCGACAAGAUUGAUUAUAAA
Dicentrarchus labrax (European seabass) is the source of this 3636-nucleotide messenger RNA. Its product is annotated as WASP homolog-associated protein with actin, membranes and microtubules. The record is from RefSeq and is a predicted model, not a curated record. Gene Ontology annotation, biological process: endoplasmic reticulum to Golgi vesicle-mediated transport; Arp2/3 complex-mediated actin nucleation. Gene Ontology annotation, cellular component: endoplasmic reticulum-Golgi intermediate compartment membrane; cytoplasm. The transcript has 11 exons. Gene Ontology annotation, molecular function: Arp2/3 complex binding; actin binding. Lineage: Eukaryota; Metazoa; Chordata; Actinopteri; Moronidae. The coding region runs from base 95 to 2452 and encodes 785 amino acids.